ACCUCUCUUUCUCCCUCCCUCUCUCUCUCUCUCUCUCUCUCUCUCUCUCUCUCGUUCUAUCUGCUACAGGUGUGAGGAGAACUAUACCGGCCAUGCUACAGGUGUGAGGAGAACUACACCAGCCAUUAGCAGGCGCCUGUCCCUCCCGGCCAAAACCAGACCUCCAUCACAUAGCAUUAAUAAUAUCAUAAUACUGACCUGACAUCAUCUAGAGCAUUACGCAUAUAUACACUUACACACCAACUUCUGUUGUGUUCUAAGACUCGUGUGCCCAGUCAGCUUCACCUGAAUAGAUACAGUGUGAGUUUUCACGAAGUGACAUUCAGGACAGGCAGGAUGAAUUUUGACGAGGUCCUGGACCAGAUCGGAGGGUUUGGACGCUUCCAGAAGACGCUUUAUGUGUGGAUCUGUCUGCCACAGAUCUUCUUGGCCUUCCACAUGUUGGUAUCUGUCUUCACUGGGGCCGUGCCCCCUCACCUGUGCAGAUCCGCCUGGCCAACAGGCAACAGUGGUGGCCCUGGGCUGGGCCUCAACUUCAGCAUUGCUCCUGGGGAGUCCUGCACGUCCUUUCAGGAUGGCCUUUUGUCCCAGCUUAAUCAUAGUCCACCAAUUACUGAGCACCUGUCCACCUCAAACAGCUGCGCAGGAGGAUGGGAGUUCAGCAAGGAAGUCUUUCUCAGCACUAUUGUCACAGAGUGGGAUCUUGUGUGUGAAAAUGCCACUCUGAACAACAUUGGCUCUUCUAUCUACAUGUUUGGGCUGCUGGUUGGAGCUGUGCUGUUUGGUGCCCUUGCUGAUAAGUAUGGCCGCAGAAUUAUCAUAUUGACUGGUUUAGCAGUACAGGCCAUCUUUGGAGUGGGGGUCGCUUUCGCCCCAAAUUUCUACAUUUAUGUCCUGCUUCGCUUCGUGGUGGGCAUGACUGUGUCUGCAGUGAUCAUGAAUGCAUUUGUGUUGGGUACUGAGUGGACGGGCCGCAAAAAGCGCAUGCUGGCAGGUGUCAUUACAGAUUAUUUCUUUGGUUUUGGCUAUAUCCUCCUUGCAGGGGUGGCCUAUCUCAUCCGAGACUGGCGCAAACUGCAGUUGGCCAUAUCUGCCCCCGGCUUCCUCUUCCUGUUCUACAUCUGGGUACUUCCUAAGUCUGCCCGUUGGUUAAUGGCCAGUAAGAAGCAUGAAGAAGCAUUGGAUCUGAUUCGUAAGGCAGCACUUAUUAAUGGCAAACCUCUGGUGGACAGCGACAUUGAACUCUGUCAGAGCCCUAAAAACUCAGAGAAACUGCAAGACCUGAGGAAGUACACUGUCAUCGAUCUGGUCCGAACGCCCAGAAUGAGGAAGCAGUCCCUCAUUCUCUUCUACUUGUGGUUUGUGAACGUCCUGGUGUACUAUGGGCUGUCACUCAAUAUUUCAGAUUUUGGUAUGAAUAUCUACCUGACACAGAUGAUCUUUGGCUUGGUGGAGAUGCCAGCACGUACCAUUACUCUCUUCACCCUAAACCGCUCACGCAGGAUAUCCCAGUCAGCAUUCUUGGCAGUAGGUGGCCUGGCCUGCCUUCUAACCAUAUUCAUUCCAGAUGAUCUGUCCAUUGUUCGCACUGUACUUGCGAUGGUGGGCAAGUUUGGCAUCACUGCAUCACUGUCCAUUGUGUACAUUUACUCAGCAGAGGUCUUCCCAACUGUCAUCAGACAAAACGGCAUAGGUAUGGGUUCGAUGUGCGCACGGGCAGGUGGAGUGAUUGCACCCAUCAUCUCCCUCAUGAGAAACAUCAGCCAUCAUGCCCCCAUGGUGGUAUUCGGCCUGUGCCCACUCAUAGGUGCCGCCCUCACUAUGUUUCUGCCUGAGACAGCCCAUAAUCCUCUGCCAGACACUAUAGAGGAUGUGGAGAGCACCAGCUUCAGGACUACAGCUGAGAAGUCACAACAUGCUUUGUAUGAAGAGUGUCCCAAAUAGAACCCCGACAUCAUCCUCUGAACAGUCGGCCCAAAUUGAUCUCUCUCCAAACAACCAUUUCGGAAGGAAAGACUUUUCAUGUGUUGUUUCCAACUCUUCUUUCCAGGAGUACUUGAAUGUAGUCAGGCAAGUGGUAAUGGAAUGCAGCCAAAUGCAGUGCUUGUAUGAAGGCAAGAGAAAAACAUUACUGAGACUGGAUUUUGGAAGCAGUUUUAUUACAAUAUUACAAUAAUAUAUAUUGCUAUGACGGCAAGGUCUGAAUCUCCAGCUAUGUUUCACUCUGCCUGCUGGGUUUGUGAAUAUAAAAUUAACUGUAAUAUUUUUGUAUAUGUGCAGUUAUAAGCAGCAUCUUUUCUUUUUUUCUUUUCUUUUCUUUUCUUUUUUUUAAAUGAAAAAAAAAAGAAAAGAAAAAAGGUUGCGAUAACUUGAAAAAAUAAGGCAAGCUAUCACAUUCAACUUAGGUUAACUCAACUAAUUCAACUUUAAUUCCAGUUAAAGUUAACUUAAAUACUUUUCUUUAUCUAAUGAGUAACGGGUAGUUUUUUUAACUUAAAAAUUCUUGUCAAAGCAACUAAAGAAUGUUUAACAUUUAACAAUGCAAGCAGCUACAAUCCUUGUUUUUUUAUCUCUCUGUUUGAUUUUUUUAAGCUAACUGCAUGAUAUUAACAUUAUUUUCCUUUUAAAACUAAAGGCAAACAUUUUACCUGUUUUACUCUGGCAAAUAUAUUGUACACAAAAAGCAUUGCAAUGAAAUGCACAUAUACACACAUAUCUCAAACAUGGUGAUAAUCAACAAUUGUAAUUCACUAAAAAUAUGAACUCUUGACCACAUGACAGUUAAAUAACAGUGACACCACCAGCAGCAUAAAUCAAGCCUGUAAUUGCAAACCAGUGAUCAUUUUUAGAUUAGUACAUAUUUGUUUUCAAGCUGCAAUGCAUGCUGGGAACUAGCACGGCAUUAUUCAAUGUAAAAUUAGGUGUGAUCAACUUAAAGCAGCACUGCGCAGGCUGAUCUGUGUAUGACAUCAAAGUACUGCGAGAGGGUGGGUGUAGGUUGCCUCAAAUGGAGUGAAUUAGUUGAGUUAACUUAAGUUGAGAAUGAUAGGUUGCCUUAUUUUUUUCAAGUUAGCUCAACCCUUUUUUUUUUUAAACAGUGACAAGAAUGCACUGCAAUGCUUCUCACAAACUCAUCAACACAAGCUUUUCUCUGUCACCCAUCAGUAGCUUACCAGUUUUCACUGGGUGGAAAAACCAAUAAUACCUUCUGGGAUUUACUUUUAAAAUGUUUUAAGUGACAAACACAGGAGUGUCUAAACAUUUCAGUGUACAAUUGUUAAGUCAGAAUUUAGCUGCUAAAGUUCAGUUGAUGCUGCUGCUGAUGGAUAUUGUAACUAUACUAUUCUUCAGCCUUCUUGUAAUGCCAUCAGCUAUGUAAUCUGUAUUGUGAAGACAAAGAAUUCCAGUAGCAUCAGUGUAAUUGGUCACCACCUGGUAUUCACGACUCAGUUGACUGGCUCAAAAAAAUGGACCUCCUUAGAAGAAAUACUAACCUCAACAGAGCCUGUUUUAUGCUAUUACAUACUUAAUACUGUUUCCAAACUUCUUAAAGCAUUUUGCAAUUACCAAAUCUCAGUCAGCACUCAUGCAGUAUUCUUCUAAGGUAUAAGUUCUUAAGGGGUUAAGGUCCAGUCAUGUUCCUUCAGGAUGAUUUUCACCCUUCUACUGAUUUCUUCUGCUACUACUUCUUUCAUUUUUCCAAUAUCUGUGCACUCAUCAUCCAACACUAAGAGGAAUAGUUAGUCCGUAAAUCAAAUCAAUAUAAAAAACUCUAAUUUUUUAGCUAACUAUCACCACCUUCUGGAGAAAAACGUUACUCGAUUCUUGAUUAUUCUUACUGAACUUUUUUUUUCUUUUUUUUUUUUUCCAGAAUCAAAUACAACUAAAAUGAUCCCACUGGGGUCUUCUGUAUUUCUACAAUAUAGUGUUUAUGCAUUUUAUAGGGUAUUUAUUGAAUAAUUUCAUUUUUAUACAAAUGAAUUACAGGGUUUUGUAAAAAAAUUUUAUAUAACUGAAAAUGGAUUUAGAUAUGGCCAAACUAUACAUUACUAGUAAAUUUAUUUUAUUUUUGUCUCUGUUCUCUGUUACCUGACAUGUAUUAAAUAUGUUUUACAAAGUUACAUUUGGAUUUAUGUUAUGUUGUUAACAGAACAUUGCACAGCAAAUUCUGAUGAUUUACACAUGUCACCAUGGUGAAGAAGCUGAUGAGGUUUCAUGGAAAUUGUCAUGUUGAAUGGUCUUGGAAGCAACAUUAUCUGUAUUAUUGUGUCCUGUAGCCGUAGGUUGUUUUGUGAAGAGUUUCCAUUUGCAAGCACACAUACAUUACGCAUUUCUGGUCAUGAAACACUAUCCAAAGACUUCACACUACAACUGGCAUUUUAAUUAGUGUGUGAUAGCAGCUGCAGCCUCCUGUCCGAGUGACACUAAACCAGUGUGUUCUCAGACUGAAAACCUUCAUACAGUGCCUGCUAUCCACAUGAAGUUAUUUAUGACACAAAAAAUGGUUCUCUCAAAGUUAUGAACGAACAUUCUUCCAGUAACAUUAAUCGAAUGUUGUUUCAAUGUUAUUUGGUCUUCAAUAGUCUUCUCAUAAAAUUAGCACAAAAACGUUAUUUAUACAUAGUUUUAGAAGGUUUUUUAAAUGUCCUCAUAAAGUUGGGAGAAAACGUUCUUAGAAAAUAUUGGAACAUCCUUUAAACAUUAGAACUUAAUUAAAUUGAAAUGAAUAAGGUUGUGUGUGCUGUUAUAAAAGAACAUCCUUGGAACAUGGGAAAGUUGGCUGUCAAUGUCUUUGUGAAGUGGUCUGAUUCACUGAUCACAUCUGAAGUCUAAUCACUGGUCAGAAGUAUGUUUUUGUUAUUAAUUUGUUUUAAAAUUGUGCUACUGACCAUGUUAUAAUAUAAAUUAUGAAGACACUCACAGACAAUAUGAAACGCAACAAUAUGCGCUUCAUGCCAGCAUGCAAAACUCAUUCAUGGCUCCCAGCAUGCAUUGCAGCAUGAAAAAAUUAUGCAGCUAGAUUCUUUUACUAUUUAUAUUUUAAUGUUCUUUUAUUUUUUUAUUGUCAUCAUUGUUGAGGUUUGUAUGAUUGAUAUCCAAGUUUGUCUCAACUUUUACACAAGAGGUUAUAGCAUUUGUAGAAGAUCACUUCAGUGUUACAAGUGUUGAACAGUUGAACUUUUUUUAUUCAUUAAUGUUUCAAAUUUGUAACUAUUUAAAUCAGUCAUGAAACUACAGAAAAAGCAGUUAUUUAAGCCACUUUGAUACAAUCAUUUGAUUUCAUUAAAGUAGUUUUUUUUUC
Messenger RNA from Ctenopharyngodon idella (grass carp), 5302 nucleotides. RefSeq lists its product as uncharacterized. The record is from RefSeq and is a predicted model, not a curated record. The transcript is spliced from 10 exons. The coding region runs from base 337 to 1944 and encodes 535 amino acids. Gene Ontology annotation, cellular component: membrane. Gene Ontology annotation, biological process: transmembrane transport. Lineage: Eukaryota; Metazoa; Chordata; Actinopteri; Cypriniformes; Xenocyprididae. Gene Ontology annotation, molecular function: transmembrane transporter activity.